Stylophora pistillata is the source of this 1315-nucleotide messenger RNA. Its product is annotated as melanocyte-stimulating hormone receptor-like. NCBI's taxonomy places the organism in Eukaryota, Metazoa, Cnidaria, Anthozoa, Scleractinia, Pocilloporidae. Gene Ontology annotation, molecular function: G protein-coupled receptor activity. Gene Ontology annotation, cellular component: plasma membrane. The record is from RefSeq and is a predicted model, not a curated record. Gene Ontology annotation, biological process: G protein-coupled receptor signaling pathway.
AUGUCUACGACAGAUUUCAGUAGUGGUGGAACACACAUUAAAACAUUUCUAGACCUGCGAUGCUCCCCUACUUUGGUCGGUGGAAUUCAACUCGCAUCAACCUUUUUCGCAGCAGUUGACAUUCUCCUCGCCAUCACAGCUUUUCUUGGCAAUUCUCUGAUCCUUGUUGCCCUUCACAAGGAAUCUUCCCUUCAUCCGCCGUCCAAACUCCUGUAUCGUUGUCUAGCGACAACUGAUCUGUUGAUUGGUCUUGUUAGCCAGCCUCUUGCUGCUACCCACUGGAUGUCCUUGGUUCACGAACACUGGAGUAUUUGUCGAUACACAAAUGGCCCAGCAUACAUAACAGGCGUUGCCUUAAGUGCAGUUUCUUUAUUGACGAUGGCGGCCAUAAGCGUGGACAGACUUCUCGCACUGCUGUUGGGGCUGAGAUACAAACACAUUGUAACCUUGAAGUGUUUAUAUAUCAUUGUCACUCUAUUUUGGGUUUUAUCUUUAACUUUUUCUUUAAUUGCCGUUUUUGUUAAUCGUAUAACUGUCCUGUACAUCCGCAUUGUUAUACCAUUUUGCCUGGUUAUUUCACUCGUCUCUUACACAAAAAUUUAUUGCAUUCUCAGGCAUCAACAGUCUCGAGUAAAAACGUAUGUUCAACAACAGCCGAGCCAACAAAAUACACUGGACUUGGCGCGUUACAGAAAGGCAUUGUACAGUACACUAUGGGUGCAGUCAGCAUUUGUUGUUUGUUAUGCGCCAUUUUAUAUAGUGGAGACUGCGAUCGCUCAUACUAAAACAUAUUCAUCAUAUUUUAUCGUGCUACGGAAAGUAGCAGUUGUCUUAGUUUACUUUAACUCGACGUUAAAUCCGUUUCUUUACUGCUGGAAGAUUAGUGAAAUAAGGCAAGCAGUGAAGAAGACAAUUAGAAAAGCACUUUGUUGUCCUUGGAGUUAGAUCACUCUUGAGUUACGCUUUAGUUAAUACUUUCAAAGUAGACUUAAAACAAUUUGUUCCAGAGAACGCUUGACGAAUAUGUUAUUGAAUAGGAACAAAUUAAAAGUUAAAAAAGAUCGCUGCUUGAUAGUUGUAGAAGGAAAUAUUUGCCUACAUCAAUGUCUCAUGUUCAUUCUUGGUUUUCAAUACGAAGGCAUUGGUCAAAACUUCAAAAAGUAGUGUACGCGAGUUGUUCGAGGUACAAUAACAGAAAAAAAUACUUCAAAUUUAACUCAUACUUAAAAGAAAGCACUUGAGGUUGAUGCCAUAUUGCCAAAAGAGCUGAUAGAGUAUUGGUUGCGAACUUGUUCUGACAUUGCUAUAAUGUCAA